AUGGCGGCGCACGUCUUCUCCUCCGUCGAGCCACCGCUGUUCUCAGCCUCGCCGGUGGCCGGAGUUGGCGGCCGGCGACGUCGAUCCUUCCGCCCUUGCAUGGUGACGAGCCCUACCCGGGACUCCCACGCGAUGGCCGAUGGUUUUGACUUCCAGGAGGGCCUGAAGAGUGUUAAGGAAAUGCUGCAUCAAAACCAUAAGGAAAAGAGGAAGGUGAUGACUGAUAUUGAUCACCUCAAGCGCCUCUGCAUCGACCACUAUUUCCAAAACGAGAUCAAUGAUGGCAUGGAUGCGUGCUUGAAUCUUGUUGACAGUGAUGAUCUACUAGAUGCAACACUUUCCUUCAGGCUACUGAGAGAAGAUGGAUAUGAUAUUUCAGCAGAUGAGGUUCUUCAAAAGUUUGUCAAUGAAAACGAGGACUUCAACGUUGAUCAUACCAAAGACAUCAGAGGGUUGCUCAGCUUGCAGGACAUAUCACACUUGAACAUGGGAGAAGCAUCACUAUACAAGGCAAAUGACUUCUCAAGGAAACACCUCACUUCUGCAAUUAAACACUUGGACCUAAACCUUGCAAGAUAUGUGAGGCAUUCACUGGAUCAUCCCUACCAUGUGAGCCUGAUGCAGUACAAGGCUAGACACCACCUGAGCUAUCUCCAGAGCUUGCCCACUCGGAACACUGCAAUGGAGGAGCUGGCACUUGCAGACUUCAAGCUUAACAAGUUGCAGCAUCAGAUGGAAAUGCAAGAGGUUAAGAGAUGGUGGAUGGGCCUGGGAUUGGCUCAAGAAAUACCAGCUACGCGUGACCAAAUUCUUAAAUGGUACAUGUUUCCCAUGACUAUCCUCCAGGGGCAAUCCUUCUCCAGAUACCGGAUUGAGAUAACCAAAAUCAUUGCAAUUGUCAGUAUUGUGGAUGACAUCUUUGAUGUUGUUGCAACACAAGAGGAGCUUUCUCGCUUCACCGAGGCAAUCAGAACGUGGGAUCUUGCAGCUGCUGCAUCACUUCCAAGCUACAUGAGAUCAUGCUACAGUUCUCUUUAUACAAUCACAAAUGACAUCGCAGAUAUGGCUGAAAGAGAACAUGGGCUGAACCCUAUUGAUCAUCUCAAAAAAGAUUGGGCCAUGCUUUUCGAUGCAUUUUUGCUUGAGGCGAAAUGGUUGUCUGCUAAUCAUGUUCCUUCCCUAGAUGACUACCUAUCGAACGGCGUCAUCACUACAGGAGGACCACUUGCACUUGUGCAUCUCUUUUCCAUGCUAGGACAUGAUCCAACAAGGGAUGCUACAAACCUCACGGCCGGCCGUAUCCCUCCGAUAAUCUCCUGCCCGUCAAAGAUCUUGAGACUUUGGGAUGACAUGGGCAGUGCCAAGGACGAAGCGCAAGAUGGCCUGGACGGAUCAUACAAGGAGUUGUACCUGAAAGAGAACCCCGGUGGCGACGCGAAGGGGCAUAUGCUGGCGCUGAUCGAGAGUGAGUGGGGGGAGCUCAACAGGGAGUGCUUCUCCAGGAGGACAUUCCCGCCCAGCAUGACCCGGAUCUCGCUAAACCUCGCGAGGAUGGUGAGGGUCCUCUUUGGCUACGGCGAAGGGCAGACGCUCCCCGUCCUUGAGGAGUACAUAAGGAUGCUCUUGUUAUGA
Molecule: messenger RNA, 1632 nt
Organism: Triticum turgidum subsp. durum (durum wheat)
Lineage: Eukaryota; Viridiplantae; Streptophyta; Magnoliopsida; Poales; Poaceae
Source: the annotation of a GenBank genome assembly